UCUCAUUGCCCAUUGACGGUCAGUUCUAGCAAUUCUGAGUAUAGUUUUUGUCACGUUUAAUGGCUUUUACUAGUUUUUUUUUUUAAAUCAUUGUCUACCCAACGCACAACAUCGUGAAUGAGAGAUAAUUGGGUGAAAUCGAUAGAGAAACACUAACGCAUUUUUGUCGCUUCGUUUUGUUGAUGACUGACAAUUGGGCUAUUCUGUUGCGUGAUCCAAAUAAAUUUAUCUAGUGCCAAAAUAGCUGCCGAGCAGUGUGGUGUGAUGUUGUUUACUGGAUAGUGGUUAUAAGUGAUAUAAUGUUUGAGCGGACAGGAAAGGCUUGUCUGUUGAUCGUUACUGCCGUUCUAGUGACGAGCGCAAAAGGAUUAAAGUUCUACUGCCAGCUGGAAGCGCAAAGAUGCGCAAUAGAAGACUGGAACCCUUCGCUCGACGGAUACUUCCUUUUUGAACACAUUCCAACCGUUACCAGUUCGUUGCGCUUCAUCAACUUACAGAGCUCGCACAUUGCUGCGGAACUGUGCAGUACAGUGGCGUGCUUCGUCGAUAGCCUGAUCAUAAAUGAUUCGCCCAACGUGCAUAAAGUUCACGUACCGAGCACGUGCAACAUUAGUGUCGUUGACUUACACUACACCGGGCUGCAAUAUUUGCACUUUGAGCAAAACGAUAGCAUUACAAGUGUGCUAGUGAGAAAGAACCGCCUCAGAAUCGUUCCCGCAACGCUUGCCCUCCUGCCGAACGUAAGAUACGUGAUGCUAGAUAGCACCGAGUUCGAAGCAAUCGAUUUAAAUUUAUUUUACCCCCUUCGGCAUCUCAAAAUACUGGACGUAGGCAAUGCGAAGAUUAAAUAUGUGCGUGGUACGAGUAGGACUGUCUCAACGUGCCCAUUAGAAAUCUUGAAGCUUCGACACAACUCUUUGACUAUCGUUAACCUGAAUCUGUUUGCUCCCUUCACCUUGCUAACGUUGUUGGACUUGUCGCACAACAAGAUAGAAGUGUUGGCCGGUAGGUUGAGCAAUCCGAUCCUUGCUAGCUUGCUGCUUAAUAACAAUCGGCUAAAGGCGCUGGAUUUGUGUACCUGGAGUACCUUACGCCACUUGGAUGCUGUUUCGAUUGCGCACAACAAUGUCUCGCGAACGCCGACAUGCUUGAACCGUUUCCGAAAUGUAACUCACAUAAGCAUGCAGUUCAAUCAGAUCGACAGCAUUGAGGUAGCACAGCUGCUGCAGCUACCCAAUCUUACGUCGCUUAAUUUAUCGAACAAUAACAUAACCUCCUUCCCAGUUAGUGAACACCAGUAUCCGCAGGCGCUAAGGCAGCUGGAUCUUUACGGCAAUCCUAUUAGCAAUCCCUUUAAUGAAACCAUGCGUGUUAGAAUCAUUGGAAAAAUAUAUGUAUCAUUUUAGGAAUUGCGAUUAUCCGAAGGCUAACUGUUCAAAUAAAGUGUGUGUAAUAAACAUUGUAAUAUGAAUGCAAAUAUUGAAAAAACUGUACGUUAGAAAU
This is a messenger RNA of Anopheles stephensi (Asian malaria mosquito), 1503 nucleotides long. Its product is annotated as protein flightless-1 homolog. The record is from RefSeq and is a predicted model, not a curated record. Gene Ontology annotation, cellular component: extracellular matrix. The coding region runs from base 300 to 1406 and encodes 368 amino acids. NCBI's taxonomy places the organism in Eukaryota, Metazoa, Arthropoda, Insecta, Diptera, Culicidae. The transcript is spliced from 2 exons. Gene Ontology annotation, molecular function: protein binding.